AUGGCAUCAACGACCAACGGAUCAGCGUCUCGAAUGGCGCAGUCUUCGUUGAAAGAGCAGCUCACGAAUGCACUACCGACGGGAUUCAAUGGCAAGGUCCGAUACGUACACUCACCGCCCAAAGCAUGUGAUCCUUUGUUCUCCGCGUUGCCCGGUCAGGAGCCCGAGAAGACAAGGCUGGCCAGCCAUUUCCUGACAAUAAGCGUCGAUCCAGCGUCACUUUCCCACUUAGAAGAGGCCGCAUCGGGAGAGGCUGGAGACGAUGUUAUCAGCUUUGCCGUGGAGGUAUUGGCCUACACAAGCAAGCACCUGACGACGUUGUUUGUGAGCAAAGUGGACUCCACAUCGUAUAUCCCACGAAUCAAGCCUUCACCCAUCAAAACUGCCGUAACGACCUUUCUUCGAUGGCUAGCAGUCGAAGAGCGCCGAAAGCGACCGAAGAGGAAAAUCGUCAUCUCGUUGUUUGCGCGAGCUCAAGCUCAGUACUUGUUUCCGGGCUCCUCCGACGACAAGACGAAACAUAUACUGGAUGACCGCCAGCUGAUCAAAUGGUGGGCUCGUGUACUUGAUCCGAUCUUUCCGAAAUCUGAAGCUGGUUCGUCUGAUGAGGAGUCCGGGGUCCGCUACCAAGGCUACAUGACUGUGCCGGGCUAUGUCGGCAACGAGCUGCGAUCUUUCAUGCCAUCUUCAAACUCGCAGACUUCGGACAAGCCACAUUGGAAGCCUGGAAACCCGCUCUUGGAACUUGCUCGAACAAGAGGGGUGGCGGAGCACGUGCCGCCACGAUGCUUGCUGCCACGCUUUCCUGACGACCCGAAGGCUAGGUUCAUGCAAGACCUAGAUGAUGAGAUUGGCAUCUCGCAGGAUUCGAAAGUCACCGUCAGCCCUUCGAAGCGCAAGAAUGGCAGAUGGGCCUCGGUGAGCGAUCUUGAUCGAUUCUGGGAGCAGAUGGAAUUUAGACAGGAGUGUUCUUCUGGUCGGGUCGUUGGAUUCCUGUGGCUCGUCAUCUCACCAAAGCACAGUGAUGCAGAAGCUUCCGCCAGUCAGAACCUCGAAAGUCAAUCUUUUGAGGUGGCUGACGUGGACAGCCAAGAAUCAGCCAUGAUGCUCGAUGUGCCGGCAGGAAGUGGUGCGCUAGACGAGUCUGCGUCUACGUCUCUUUCGAAAGCGGCUUCAAAGAAGCGCAAGCGAAAGCCACUCACCGGACCGAUCACUCCCAGGAUGCCAAGACUAAAGACGGCUUCCACAUUGAAUCUUUCGGAGAUGCAAGCAGAGCUUAAUGCACACGCCGGCGAAGGCUUCAUGCUGCCAAAAGAGGGCUACGAUCGAGCAAUGCAAUCUCUACUGCAGCAGAACUUUUCAUCUCUCAAGAUUGCAGCCCGAUCGACAUCCAAAUGGAUCUCCGAAAUCAAGGGCAUUGCUGGUCGGAACAACGACUUCUCAUUCAGCAUAUCAGGUUCUGGAAGAGCGGAAACAGUCGCAAGCAAUGGCACAGGUAACGGCACGCCCGCGGUCCACGACUUGGGCGGCAUGAUCCGGAAGAAGAGGAAGGCUAACGGUGCUGUGUCUGAUGGGCAGUCUGCAGGAGGAACAGAAAACCAGCCUGCGGUCAACGUGUUGGACGCUGGAAUGAUCCGGAAGAAACCCAAGGCUUGA
This is a messenger RNA of Lecanosticta acicola, 1656 nucleotides long. The record is from the annotation of a GenBank genome assembly. NCBI's taxonomy places the organism in Eukaryota, Fungi, Ascomycota, Dothideomycetes, Mycosphaerellales, Mycosphaerellaceae.